AUGGCGAAAGCGGACGCGCUGUUCCGUUCGCGCCGUCCGGGCCGUCCGAUGAAGGCGAAACAGACGGAGAAGGACGUGAAAACGGGCUUCGAGGGCAAUUGGGAGCUCGUCGUGCGAAAAUGCCCGACCGCGUUCUCGCAGCACGUCUCCGAGAUUACCACUUCGCAACCGGAGACCAGGGUUAGCGCGGCGAAUUUUUUUUUUUGACGCACUUACAUUAUUCCGACUGAACCCAAACUUUGCAGGUUUUUUGGACGUGAAUUGAAGUACUUUGGGUCCAAGUUUCAGACCACAAAAAUCAGAACUUUUGGCCUAAAUCGCUGCAUUUAGGGACCAGGCAAUCGGAUCGGUCUGAAACUUGGACCCGGGAAAGAUCGGAAUAGUGCAAGUGGGUCAACUCAUCAGAAAAUCUGUCAGAAUCACUUGGAAUCCAGACAUUUUCCUCGAAUUUCAGAUCCACACAACGGAGCUCGGUCUGCGAAAGCCGCGUAAACGCACCGAAAUGCGUCCGUUCCCGGCGCUGUGGGCGAAAAGUUUGGCCGGAUUGCAGGUGGCGAUUCCGAUGGAAAAACCGGACAGGGUAAAUAUUUGGCCGUCGUUAAUAGAAAAUCCAGGAAAAUUUGCAGAUCGAGGACGCGUCGAAGGCGCAAUACUCGUUCGAAUCGAUGAAGGAGAUCCCGCUGAUCAAGCCGGGAACGUCCGCGUUGACGCCAGCGGAGACGGUCGCCACGGUCAUGCAGCAAAUAAAUAAUGGGUACAUGACGAAUGGAACCUUCGGGCAGCCCGUCAACAAGGACAAACUCGACCAGAACUUUAUUGCGAACGCGUGCCACGAACAACCGCUUUGCGAGGUUCGAUUUCGACUUUUAGACAAAUGUUACGGGGUUCUAUUUCUCCGUUCGACUAAAAUUGCACUGAAAUCGUAAACAAUUCCCCAAUUUUCAGCGCGUGCCGAUCGCAAACGUCGUCGAGGAGAUCAGCGCCCAAGAGAAGAGAGUUCUGGAUGCUCGGAAGCGGCUCACCGAAGUGAUGAAAUAUUUCGGAUAA
Messenger RNA from Caenorhabditis sp. 36 PRJEB53466, 1047 nucleotides. Lineage: Eukaryota; Metazoa; Nematoda; Chromadorea; Rhabditida; Rhabditidae. The record is from the annotation of a GenBank genome assembly.